This is a messenger RNA of Panicum hallii, 1442 nucleotides long. Its product is annotated as aquaporin NIP2-2. Lineage: Eukaryota; Viridiplantae; Streptophyta; Magnoliopsida; Poales; Poaceae. The record is from RefSeq and is a predicted model, not a curated record. Gene Ontology annotation, cellular component: membrane. Gene Ontology annotation, molecular function: channel activity. The transcript is spliced from 5 exons. Gene Ontology annotation, biological process: transmembrane transport. The coding region runs from base 178 to 1065 and encodes 295 amino acids.
GGAGCUGAGAGCAGGACGCAAGCAGCAGCCAGUAGCCAGCGCCGCCGAUCGAUCGAGCAGCCUCGCUCUCCCCGUCCUCCGCAGCGUGAUCGAGCGAGCUGCCUGCUGCUCCCCGGCAGACCGAUCUAUCGGGCUGAGCAGCUAGCUUUAGUUUGCUAGCUAGGCGAUCGACCGGCCAUGGCCGCCCCCUCCACCGCGUCGAGGGCCAACUCGCGGGUGAACUACUCGAACGAGAUCCACGACCUCUCCACCGUGCAGAGCGGCUCCGCCGUCCCCACCAUGUACUACCCGGAGAAGUCCCUCGCCGACAUCUUCCCGCCCCACCUCCUCAAGAAGGUGAUCUCGGAGGUGGUGGCGACGUUCCUGCUGGUGUUCGUGACAUGCGGCGCGGCGUCCAUCUACGGCGAGGACCUCAAGCGCAUCUCGCAGCUGGGGCAGUCGGUGGCCGGCGGGCUCAUCGUCACCGUCAUGAUCUACGCCACCGGCCACAUCUCCGGCGCGCACAUGAACCCCGCCGUCACGCUCUCCUUUGCGUGCUUCCGGCAUUUCCCCUGGAUUCAGGUGCCGUUCUACUGGGCGGCGCAGUUCACGGGGGCGAUGUGCGCGGCGUUCGUGCUCAAGGCGGUGCUCCACCCCAUCACCGUGAUCGGCACCACCACGCCGACGGGGCCGCACUGGCACGCGCUCGUCAUCGAGAUCGUCGUCACCUUCAACAUGAUGUUCGUCACCUGCGCCGUCGCCACCGACUCCAGGGCGGUGGGUGAGUUGGCCGGGUUAGCAGUCGGUUCCGCGGUUUGCAUUACGUCAAUCUUCGCAGGGCCUGUGUCCGGCGGAUCGAUGAACCCGGCGAGGACGCUGGCGCCGGCGGUGGCCAGCAACGUCUACACGGGCCUCUGGAUCUACUUCCUCGGCCCCGUCAUCGGCACGCUCUCCGGCGCCUGGGUCUACACCUACAUCCGCUUCGAGGAGAACCCCGCCAAGGACGGGCCCCAGCGGCUCUCCUCCUUCAAGCUCCGCCGCAUGCAGAGCCAGUCCCUCGCCGCCGACGAGUUCGACACCGUCUAACACGGCGGCGGACCGACCCGGGACCGGCCGGCAGGUGUGCACCACUAGCUCGCACACAUCACCACCACCGUGCGUGUGAGCACGUGCCACCACACGUGUGUACUGUGUGCUCGCUCUGUUCAAGACCUCAGGUGGGAGAGAGCUAGAGCUCCUGCGUGUGUGUACCGGUACAUACUCGGUGUACGUACCUACGUACGUGUUUGUAUUUUUCCGCGUCGCCUAUACGUACGUAUACAUGUACGUGUACGUACGCGUCGUUGAGAUCGAGCAGCGGGGAUCUCGGAGCAGUGUAUGCUUUAUGUUGUCUUCGGCUUUGUAUUGCGUCAGAGUUGCAAAAGGUUAAUCGAUGCAGCUGAUGGGCUUGUUUAUUUGCAAAA